This is a messenger RNA of Solanum dulcamara, 1571 nucleotides long. RefSeq names its product exonuclease DPD1, chloroplastic/mitochondrial. Gene Ontology annotation, cellular component: cytoplasm. The record is from RefSeq and is a predicted model, not a curated record. Lineage: Eukaryota; Viridiplantae; Streptophyta; Magnoliopsida; Solanales; Solanaceae. Gene Ontology annotation, biological process: DNA catabolic process. Gene Ontology annotation, molecular function: 3'-5'-DNA exonuclease activity; nucleic acid binding. The coding region runs from base 354 to 1355 and encodes 333 amino acids. The transcript has 4 exons.
AAAGUAAAAUAGAGACCCUAUCCUUUUAAAGAAAUAGAAAAUGGCAGUGGUCCGGAAGCCAUGGAUCGGAGCUUCAUGAUCCGCACUUUAUGCUUCCCUUAUUUUUACUACACUUCAACGACACGUUAUUCUUUCUACGGUUUCUUCACGACUUCUACCUUCAUCCAUUUUUCCUCAUAUUUCUCUAAUCCUUUUUUCAACUAACCUCAUUUCUCAUCCUCUAUAUAUACCAGUCAAAAAGAAAGAAGCUUCAAAGUAAAUGCUUGUAUUUUGUUCUUCGAAUCACUGCCAGGUUGAUAUAUCUUCUUACUUCAUCAAUUUGAGCUAUUCUUUAGAGUAAUUAUUGGAUUUAGAUGAGAAGAACUGCAAUGUGCUUCUCACUGUCACAGUUUCCUCGAUGUAAAGUUCAUACAUUGACUAAUUCAUGGUGGCAAAGUUUCCAUCAUAUAAGUAGGAUUGGAAGGGAAAGCAUCAGCUCCAAAGUUCUUGCCGCUGGUAAACAUGGACUGGAAGGUAGAUUUAAUAGUACUGAGAAUAGACGGACUCUAACUACAAGAAGUGAAGGGAAAAAUAAGGCCGCCUUAAGUAAAAGAACAACUAUCAGACAUGAAAUAUUGGAUGAAACAACAAAAUCUGAAGUAGACAUAUAUAGUUCAGAAAUUACUGAAAUAGGAAGUACACAAUAUGUUGAUAUUCGACAAACAAUUGCUGAAAACAAAGACUUGGCCAAACUCAUGACUUUUAUCAUUUUUGAUAUUGAGACCACUGGGUUUAGCAGAGAUCGUGAAAGAAUUAUCGAGAUUGCAUUGCGGGAUCUUCAUGGGGGUGAAAACAGCACAUUCCAGACAUUAGUCAAUCCUGGAUGUAUUGUUCCAAAUUCACAUGUCCAUGGAAUUACCACCGGUAUGGUCCACAGACCUGAUGUCCCCAGGAUGGGGGACCUCAUUCCGAUCUUGUUGAGGUAUGUAGGAAGCCGCCAGAAACCUGAUGGAUAUGUGGUGUUGGUUGCACAUAAUGCUCGCGGUUUUGACGUUCCUUUUCUAAUUAAGGAAUUCAGUAGAUGCUCUUUUGAUAUUCCCUCAAAUUGGUUGUUCGUUGAUACUCUUCCUUUGGCACGUGAAGUCAUGAAGUCCGGAGGGUCAAAGCCAAAACUCAAAUUGCAAGAGCUUGGUCAACACUAUGGGAUCCCUUUAGUUGGUUCUGCUCAUAGAGCCAUGGCGGAUGUGCACAUGUUAUCAGCAGUUUUUCAACGGCUGACUUUCGACCUGAAGUUGACAAUCCCUUCUCUUAUCGAAGGGCAUUCCUUUUGGCCAUCAGAAUUAGGAAGGUCAAAGAAGAAGAAGAAUCCUGGCUAAACAUGCUUAGAUUGUUCAAAUAGUCAGGUGCAACAUUCUUUUUAGGGAAGUUAUUAGUGUAAACAAGUUAUAGAAUUAGCUAAUUCUUCCAUUAAAAUGGCUGGUCAUAACAUAAUCAAGUGGUGUUUAUGAGCCUUGGCAUUGAUCUUUGCCAUUCUUGUAUUUUAACUUCUCUUUCCUUACUCAAGAAUUUGAAAAUUCCUGUUUCAUUCUGAA